Molecule: messenger RNA, 3289 nt
Organism: Gryllus bimaculatus (two-spotted cricket)
Lineage: Eukaryota; Metazoa; Arthropoda; Insecta; Orthoptera; Gryllidae
Source: the annotation of a GenBank genome assembly
GAAGCCGUCGGGCAUCCGGCCGCCCAGCCGCAUCGCCCGCCCGUGCUCCGUCGCGCCCAAGCCCGCCCUGCCGCUCGCCGCCACGCCGCGCGUCUCCGCCGCCACCAAUGGGUCGGCGUCUUCUGUGCGCCGCCCUCCUGGAGAUGCGACGCCGCCGCGCCGGAGGCUGGGAGGUCUUGAAGACGUGCAUGAGGAAGACGAGGCCCAGAGCUCGAGCCCCGAGCCGGACACCAGCAGCGUCCGCAAGUUCUCUAGCGGAGGCGCCAGCGACGGCUGGGCCAGCUCGCGCCGCCUCAGCGAGGCCGGCGUCCGCCGCUCCUCAGACACGAGCGUGGUGCUGACGGAGGACACCGACAGCUUCAUCAUCGGCGACCGCGUCUGGGUGGGCGGCACCAAGCCCGGCAAGAUCGCCUACAUCGGCGCCACGCAGUUCGCCCCGGGAGAAUGGGCCGGCGUGGUGCUCGACGACCCCGUCGGCAAGAACGACGGGUCUGUGGCGGGCAUCCGCUACUUCCAGUGCGAGGCGCGGCGCGGCGUCUUCUCCCGGCUGACGCGCCUGACGCGCGCGCCGCUGCCGCCGCCCGACUCGCCGCUGGGCGCCAACGGCUCGGCGUCCGCGUCGGGCGCCAGCUCGCCCGUGCGCCCGCGCUCCUCGCUGGUGUCGCCGGCGUCGUCGGUGCGCGACCUGUCCUCGCGCAAGCUGUCGUCGUCGACCGGCGGCGGCGCCGGGGCCGGCGGCGGUGCCGGGGCGCUCAAGCUGGGCGACCGCGUCAUUGUCAUGAGCAGCCUGGGCUCCAAGGCCGGCGUCCUGCGCUUCAUGGGCCCCACCGACUUCGCCGCCGGGGAGUGGUGCGGCGUCGAGCUGGACGACCCGCUCGGGAAGAACGACGGCUCCGUCGGCGACCGACGGUACUUCGAGUGCCAGCCCAAGUUCGGGCUGUUCGCGCCGGCGCACAAAGUGAGCAAGUCGCCGUCGAGCCGUCGGCCGUCGUCGGCGGCGUGCGCGCUGCACCACCCCGGGGCGGCCGGGUCCGGGCUGCCCGUGAUGCGGCGCGCCGGCUCCCGCGAGUCGCUCGCCUCCUCCGUGGCGUCAUCCGCCGUCUCGUCGGUGCGCGGCGCCAGGGUAAGGCUGGGCGUCACUUCGCUGCAGAAAACAGGGGUACGAACCCCUACAACUCCUGCAACUUCUCGAGCUUCCCUGCAGGAGACACUAAAGGAGAAAGAUGGACAAAUUGAGAAGUUACUGCAAGAAAGAAAACUUGACAGGGCUGAAGUUAUUCGUGCUGCCACACAAAUUGAAGAAGCUGAGGCGAAACUGAGCUCCAUGCAACAAGAAUUUGAAAAGUACCGGAACACAGCUGACAUGAGACUUAGAGAAAUGACGGAUCUGCUAACACGAGCACGACAAGAGAAGACAGAUGUUGCCAGUUUGCUGGAAGACGAAAAACGAAAAGUUGAAGAUUUACAAUUCCGAUUUGAAGAAGAGAGCAUAACAAAGGGGGAUAUUGAGGCUGAUCAAGAACACAGAGCAGCUGUAGAAGCUUUGCUAAAAGAAAAGGAAGCUGUCCGUGAUGAAUUAACAAUGCAGCUCAAAGAUGCUACGGCAGCUCAUGAAAUCGAGUCUUUUAAGCUUCGGAAACAGUUGGAAGAAUUGCAGACAUCUCUUGAUUCACAAGUAGUUGCAGCAAAUCAGAAAAGUACUGCAUUUGAAGAGGAGAUAGCAGGUCUGAGAAGGCAGCUAGAAGAAUCUCAGAAUGUCAUUAAGCUCAAGUCAGAGGAUCUGGAAAAAGGAACAGAAGCAACCCGUGCCAUUGAAACUCUUUUGAGAAAGCAAGUGGAAGAUUCUCAAGCAUCUUUAACUAAAACUUUAGAAGAACUAGAGAAAAUGAAAGGUGUUUGUCAAGACAAGGAUAGCCAGGUGGAACAGCUGAAGAACACAGUGGCUCAAGCUGAGUGUGAGUUCAAAACCAAGACACAGGAAUUAGAAAAUCAAAUAGCUCUAAGCAACCAGCAGCUAUUAGAGCUUCAGAAAAAAGCAGAAGAAACACAAUCCCUUCUUCUCCAGAAGUCUGAGGAACUGGAGUUCGCAGCUAAAGCACACUCUGAAGAGAUUGUACAAAAGGAUGGUGUUACACGUAAGAUGGAGGAUAAAAUUAAAAGUCAAGAAGAAGAAAUUCAGGCACUGAAUGAAAAACUCAAACAAUUAAAAGAAAAGUUUGAAGCAGCUGAAGAAGAAACACGUGUCGCUCAUUUGAAAGUUCUUGAAGAAAGAAAUGUUAAGUUAACUCAGGCAGAAGCAGCUCUAUCUGAUAAAGACAUUCUAGUGACAGAUCUCAAGAAUGAAGUAUCCAAGCAGAAAAGUGAAUUAGAAGAAAAAGUUUCUCUUAUUCAGAAGCAAUCAGAGGAUAUAUCAGUGCUGAAUGAAAAAUUAAAUGAUACCCAGGCAGAUUCUGUGAAACUUGAUGAAAAAGUGAAGAGUCUUGAAUUGGAACUUGGUGACCUGAAUCGGAAAUUGGCAGCUGAAGAAGAGAAGACUGCGCAAGCAAAUGCUCAGAAGUUGAAACUGGAGCAAGACAUCUCAGAAUUAAUGAGCACUUCAAGUGAUUCUUCAGUGCAACUGGGCAAAUUGAAUUCAGAACUCCGUGAGAAAGAGCAUGCAUUAGAGAAAGUGAAGGAGGAACUGAGCACUUCCAACAGAGAUGCAGAAGCUGUGCGUCAAAAAUUACAGCAGGUCUCAGAACAAGCUGAAAAAACUCAACAAGAGUUACAGAAGCAACUGGAAGAGGUCAUGAAAAAACUUUCUCUUUCCGAACAAACAACUGAGGAGAAACUUAAAAAUGCAGAAUCAAGGGAACAGCAGCUAGAGCAGCAGUUAAAGGAAGCCAUGAAGAAUGCACACAAUCUAGAAUUGUCUUCUAAAGAGCAGCUGGAGAAAACAAUGCAGGAGGCUGAAGCAACUCGUGAAGAUCUCAAUAAGAAACUCAGAAAGAGUGAGGAGCGCUUUGAAGAUUUGGAAGAGCAACUCAAUAAAGUUAUGAAGGAAGCCAAAGAGAGAGAAGAAGAACUGAAUCAGCAAGUGGCAGUUCUCUCUCAGAAAGUACAAGUAGCAGAAGGCGAAUUAAAAGAGAACUGUUCUAAACUUCAUGCUAAUGAAGAAGAUAUGAAAAUUAAGCUAGAAAAAAUGUUGGAAGAAGGCAAAAAACUGGAGGACAAUCUCAAAAAAUCCAGGAACUUAAAUCUGCUGCAGACAAUGCUGUUUUGGAAAAGUCAGGUGGUUUGGAAGAAGUAA